AUGAAGUGCAUACCCUUUCGUCUCUCUGACUGCUGCGAGGAUCACGAAACGGUCUGCCUCGGAUGCGAGGAUCGGUGCGGCAUCGAUCACGACGACGGCUUCCCCUGUCAAUGCCACGACGAGUGCAUCCAGGAGGGCAGCUGCUGUCAGGAUUUCCGGAAGCACUGCGGCGGGUCGACCAGACUGGUGACGGAUGAUGAUUUGCGGAUCUUGGCGGAAUCCCUGCUGGAAAUGGAUGUAAACAAUGUGGGAGGACUCGUCACGGUGGACCUCCAAGGUCAAACCUCACAAACCGGAGAAGAUGAAGCACCUGGA
Darwinula stevensoni is the source of this 315-nucleotide messenger RNA. The record is from the annotation of a GenBank genome assembly. NCBI's taxonomy places the organism in Eukaryota, Metazoa, Arthropoda, Ostracoda, Podocopida, Darwinulidae.